AUGUACCAGCAUAUCCUGGCCUUGGCAUUUGCUAUAAAGGAGAUCAACGAGAAUCCCAAACUCUUACUGAACAUCACUCUGGGCUUCCAUAUUCUCAACAACUACUACAUUGCAAAGAUGACUUACAAGGACACCUUGAACCUGCUUUGCAGACAGAAUAGGCAUGUCCCAAAUUUUAUCUGUGUUGCUCAGAAAAAACUAGUUGCUUGUAUUGGAGGGCUUAUGACUGAGGUCUCUGCCAUUAUGGCCAACAUUUUUGCUGUCUACAAGGUUUCACAGAUGGUCCCUGAUGAAGCCUAUCAGUACAUUGGAAUUGUCCGGUUACUUCAGAAUUUUGGAUGGACAUGGAUUAGGCUCUUGGCUGUGGAUGAUGACUAUGGGGACAGGUUUCUACAGGCCAUUGUACCAUUACUUACCCAGAACAGCAUCUGUUAUGCAUUCAUUCUUAGACUACCAAAACGGUCUUAUUUGGAUGAUUUUACGGACUUCAUAGUAGGGCAGCUCCAUCACUUUCUAAAGUGCGCCUUCUUCAACAACAGUGCUGGAGACACUGUGAGUUUUGGUGAAAAUGGACAAUUAUUAGCAGAUUUUGAUGUUACAAACUGGGUUACUUUCCCAAACAACUCUUUUGUUAGAGUAAAAGUUGGACGACUGGAACCUCAUGCUCCAUUAGGCAAAGAGUUGACUCUUCAUGAUAAUCACAUUUUGUGGCACAGAAGCUUUAAUCAGAUGCAGCCAAUUUCUGUUUGCAAUGACAACUGCUAUCCCGGCUACAGCAGAAAAAAGAAAGAAGGAGAGAGAUUUUGCUGCUAUGAUUGUGUUCCAUGUCCAGAAGGAAUGAUCUCUAACAAAAAGGACAUGGAUGCCUGUAUUAAUUGCCCAGAAGAUCAGUAUCCCAACGACCAAAAUCAGUGCAUUCCCAAGAUUUUAUCUUAUCUCUCUUAUAAUGAACUUUUAGGAAUCAUCUUUACUACAUCAGCAAUUUCUUUCUCUUUGAUUACAGUAUUAGUGAUUGGAGUAUUUAAGAAGUACCAGGACACUCCCAUAGUGAAAGCCAACAACAGGACCCUCACCUACAUCCUCCUCGUCUCCCUCCUUCUAUGUUUUCUCUGUUCCUUGCUCUUCAUUGGACAUCCUGGAAAGGUGACUUGCCUCCUCCGACAAAUGGGUUUUGGCCUUGUCUUCUCUAUGGCUCUCUCCUCUGUGUUGGCCAAAACUAUCACUGUGCUUAUGGCCUUCAUGGUAACCAAACCAGGUUCCAGGAUGAGGAAAUGGGUGGGGAAAAGAAUGGCAUAUUCUAUUGUCCUUUCUGGCUCAUUCUUUCAAGCAGGCAUUUGUAUGGUUUGGCUGAUUACUUCCCCUCCAUUUCCAGAUGCAGACAGGCACUCAAUGAAUGAGGAAAUACUACUGGAAUGUAAUGAGGGUUCACCCAUCAUGUUUUACUGUGUCUUGGGUGAUUUGGGCUUCCUGGCAACUGUCAGCUUCACUAUAGCUUUCCUAGCCAGGAAGUUACCUGACAGUUUCAAUGAAGCCAAAUUUAUCACUUUCAGCAUGCUGAUCUUUUGUAGUGUUUGGGUGUCUUUUGUUCCAGCAUACCAGAGCACAAAAGGAAAACACAUGGUAGCUGUGGAGAUCUUCUCCAUCUUGUCCUCCAGUGCUGGAUUAUUGGGUUCUAUUUUCUCUCCUAAAUGCUACAUUAUUAUUCUGAGGCCUGAGCUGAACAACAAGGAACAUUUAAGAAGGAGAGAAAAGUAA
This is a messenger RNA of Rhineura floridana, 1755 nucleotides long. RefSeq names its product vomeronasal type-2 receptor 26-like. Gene Ontology annotation, molecular function: G protein-coupled receptor activity. Lineage: Eukaryota; Metazoa; Chordata; Lepidosauria; Squamata; Rhineuridae. The record is from RefSeq and is a predicted model, not a curated record. Gene Ontology annotation, cellular component: membrane. The transcript is spliced from 5 exons. The coding region runs from base 1 to 1755 and encodes 584 amino acids. Gene Ontology annotation, biological process: G protein-coupled receptor signaling pathway.